AAAAAACUUACUAUAAGUAAAGUGGAAUGGGUAAAAUUGAAGAGGGAAGAAUGAAAGAAGACUUGAAAACAUAACAGGGUGUAAGAGGCGAAUAGUCAACCAAUACGUGCUCAGACACAGUCAAUCCUUUGAAAAUUCUCAUCAUUUAUAUAUAUAAUCUCUUCAACGCUUCUUCCUCUGCACUUUCUUCUUCUUCGUCUUCUCUCUUUUUUCGUUUCUCUUGCAAAAAAAAACAACAAACGUUUUUGCUCGAGGAACUGUUAUCUAUUUUUUGUUAGCGGAGAACAUCAAUGGCUCGUGCAAAUGUGCCAAAGUUUGGAAAUUGGGGAAAUGAAGACAACACUCCUUAUACUGUCGUUUUUGAGAAUGCAAGGAAAAACCGUGGCGGGAAGAUGAUAAAUCCGAAUGACCCUCAGGAGAAUCCGGACAUGUUUCCCAAUGUUGCUCCUUCCUCCAGGCCUAAAACUCCUCCUACAGAGGAACCAAUGGGGAUGGAAACAGCUAGGCAAACAAACAAGCGUCGUGUGAGUAAAGAAGAUGGUGAUUUCCGUGCUAGUUCUCCAGCCCGCAAUGAGCCAACUACUCAUCAACGUCAUGGUGGAGGUCGUGGAUCAAAUUCUGGUCGACCUUCUAGACAAAGUGGAGGGUCUGAUCACAGCAUUGCGAAAUCACCACUUCACCCCAAUUCCCAGGCGAAGAUAUCUGGACGUGUGGCUGCAUCUCCUGUUUGGGAAGGGAAGAAUUUAUAUGACAGUAGUCAUGGUACUCCUGGAAGAUCAUUCGAAAGUUCUCAUGCUACUCCUGGAAGGCACCAAAUGAAGCAAGAAAGUCCUGAUAGAGGAACUGUAGUUCCAAAGUUUGGCGGAUGGGAUGACAAUGAUCCUCAGGAUGCAGAAAAUUACACUGAGGUUUUUAACAAGGUGCGAGAGCAAAGGCACGUAGAUACUGGAAAUAUGCCAGCUGCAGGUGUUAGAACAUCUUACAGCACACAAAGGCAACAGCGAAAUGAAAAGCAGAAGAGCUGCUGCUUUCCUUUGUGGUGAAAAUGAGGACCUUGUUUUUCUGGUGAUCUGAAGCUAUAUUGGAUGUGUAAAUAGAUCAACAUACUAUGGCGCAACGCCAAUCGUUUCUAUGUUAAGAGGCUUCUUAUAGCAAUAUGUUUGGGCUAGUGAUUUCUUGUAUUUUUGUUAUGCUUUCUGCUGAAAUUUGCAAUUGUAUCGUCUACUUAUUGUUUUAUUAAUCAUGUACUGUUUGUUCUUAAAUCAAAUUGAUUUGUGUUA
Molecule: messenger RNA, 1280 nt
Organism: Solanum lycopersicum (tomato)
Lineage: Eukaryota; Viridiplantae; Streptophyta; Magnoliopsida; Solanales; Solanaceae
Product: RPM1-interacting protein 4
Cellular component (GO): plasma membrane
Source: RefSeq, a predicted model, not a curated record